Messenger RNA from Lagopus muta (rock ptarmigan), 6153 nucleotides. It is a transcript of the gene GRID2, whose product is annotated as glutamate ionotropic receptor delta type subunit 2. Gene Ontology annotation, cellular component: plasma membrane; postsynaptic membrane. Gene Ontology annotation, molecular function: transmitter-gated monoatomic ion channel activity involved in regulation of postsynaptic membrane potential; glutamate-gated receptor activity. NCBI's taxonomy places the organism in Eukaryota, Metazoa, Chordata, Aves, Galliformes, Phasianidae. Gene Ontology annotation, biological process: monoatomic ion transport; modulation of chemical synaptic transmission; synaptic transmission, glutamatergic. The record is from RefSeq and is a predicted model, not a curated record. The coding region runs from base 929 to 3952 and encodes 1007 amino acids. The transcript has 17 exons.
UGAUACCUGCGGUGGAGUUACAAGGUGAUCCAUUUCUAGGCAACGUGCUGGCUGGUGCCGGAGCCGCCAGCUCUCUGCAUCCCACCAGCAAAGGGAGCUCCGAAAGCAACCUGCAGACCAUCAUUGCUUUCUUCUGCUGUGCUCCAGGCACUCCUUGCUCCUGCUCUGUCCAACCACUCGCGCGACAGAGACCUGCACGCUGGGCUUCAUUUGCAAAAUUAUCUGGUUUUGCCCCUCUUUUUUUUUUUUUUUUUUUUUUUUUUUGUUUUCUUCCAGUUGUGGGAAGCGAUUUUUAAGCCGAGGGUGGGGGGAGAUCUCUGCGUUACUAUCCGCAUUACCUUGAAGUUCACUUUGUUUUUUGGCCUCCGGGGGGGCUUUUCCUGCAGGAAUCUGGCUGCUGGCACCAGGAUCGCCUGCCCUCCCGCUUCCUCACUCCUCCUCCCUCCCUGAAGGCGAGCUCCUUGCUGCGGGCUCCCGGGGCUCCUCUGGCCGAGAGGGUUUGUUCGUGUGUGCGUGCGUGCGCGUGUGCUCGUGUGUGUCUGCGUGUCUGCGCGGUGUGGGUUGGAAGUUGCCGUGCAGCAGCCGGGACCGAGCGGCUCUCUGGACCCGGCGGAAGGAUGAGGAUGGUCUGACCGGCAGAGGCGGCUGCUGCCCGCAGCGGCGCCCGGGCUCGAUGGAUUUGCUGCCGGCUCUCCCAGCAACUCUGCUGCCCGGGAGUCCUCCGAAGUGACGCGGGCUCUCGCCGAGGGGAGAGGCGCCCGGAGCCCCAAGCUCGCCCCUCGCCCAGCCGCAGCCGUGCGCUUGCCAGCGGGAUUUACGCGCUCCUCCGGCACCUCAAACUCUUGGGCUUCCUGCGCCGCGCCAUCCUCCACGGUGCCAUCGUUUCACCGAGAAAGCCGUCCUUACAAAGCCUGGAGCUCCGCCGGAGAUGGAAGUUUUCUCCCUCAUCCUGGUUGUGUCCGUCUGUUGGACUCGAACCUGGAAAGCGGCGAUUGCAGAUUCAAUCAUUCAUAUCGGGGCAAUUUUUGAUGAAUCUGCUAAAAAAGAUGAGGAAGUUUUUCGAAUGGCAGUUGCUGAUCUCAACCAGAAUGAUGAAAUCUUACAAACAGAGAAAAUCACAUGUUCAGUGACAUUUGUGGAUGGCAACAAUCCAUUUCAGGCAGUUCAAGAAGCCUGUGACCUCAUGAACCAAGGCAUCCUGGCCCUUGUGAGCUCCAUUGGCUGCACAUCAGCAGGUUCCCUGCAGUCACUGGCAGAUGCCAUGCACAUCCCUCACCUCUUCAUCCAGCGCUCAACAGGAGGAACGCCAAGAAGCAGCUGUGGGCUCACCAGGAGCAACCGCAAUGAUGACUAUACGCUCUCUGUCCGCCCCCCUGUCUACUUAAAUGAUGUCAUCUUGAGAGUGAUCACAGAAUAUGCCUGGCAGAAGUUCAUCAUUUUUUAUGAUAAUGACUAUGAUAUCCGUGGAAUACAAGAGUUUUUGGACAAAGUAUCUCAGCAGGGAAUGGAUGUGGCAUUGCAGAAAGUAGAAAACAACAUCAAUAAAAUGAUCACAGGGCUCUUUGCCACUAUGCGAAUUGAGGAACUGAACCGCUACCGGGACACUCUGAGGCGGGCUAUUCUUGUGAUGAACCCCUUGACAGCCAAAUCAUUCUUAACAGAGGUCGUGGAGACUAAUUUGGUUGCUUUCGACUGUCACUGGAUCAUUAUAAAUGAGGAAAUCAGUGAUUUGGACGUGCAAGAACUGGUGAGAAGGUCAAUUGGAAGGUUAACAAUUAUUCGACAGACGUUUCCUGUCCCUCAAAACAUAAGUCAGCGCUGUUUCCGUGGCAACCACAGAAUAUCUUCAUCACUGUGUGAUCCAAAGGAUCCUUUCUCCCAAAGCAUGGAGAUUUCUAAUCUGUACAUAUAUGACACUGUCCUUCUGCUGGCAAAUGCCUUUCAUAAGAAGCUAGAGGAUAGGAAGUGGCACAGCAUGGCCAGCCUGACCUGCAUUAGGAAGAACUCAAAGCCCUGGCAAGGAGGACGAUCCAUGUUGGAAACCAUCAAGAAGGGUGGAGUGAAUGGCUUGACUGGAGAACUAGAAUUUGCAGAAAAUGGGGGGAAUCCCAAUGUUCACUUUGAAAUUUUGGGGACAAAUUAUGGAGAAGAUCUUGGCAGAGGCAUUCGCAAGCUUGGCUGCUGGAAUCCCAUCACCGGUCUGAAUGGGUCCCUAACAGACAGGAAGUUGGAGAAUAACAUGCGAGGAGUGGUUCUGCGAGUGGUGACCGUGUUGGAAGAGCCCUUUGUCAUGGUGUCCGAGAACGUUCUGGGAAAACCAAAGAAGUAUCAGGGCUUCUCAAUAGAUGUCCUGGAAGCUUUGGCCAGUUACCUUGGCUUUAAGUAUGAAAUUUAUGUUGCUCCAGAUCACAAGUAUGGGAGUCCUCAGGAUGAUGGGUCAUGGAAUGGACUGAUAGGAGAACUAGUAUUUAAGAGAGCUGACAUAGGGAUCUCUGCCUUAACCAUCACCCCCGACAGAGAAAAUGUGGUGGACUUCACAACACGUUACAUGGACUACUCGGUGGGCGUGCUACUUCGAAAGGCGGAGAAGACAAUGGACAUGUUUGCCUGCUUGGCACCAUUUGACCUCUCCCUGUGGGCAUGCAUAGCUGGUACCGUGCUGCUAGUAGGACUGUUGGUCUACCUCUUGAAUUGGCUCAACCCUCCUCGCCUUCAGAUGGGAUCUAUGACCUCCACAACGCUGUACAACUCCAUGUGGUUCGUGUACGGAUCUUUUGUGCAACAAGGAGGAGAAGUCCCUUAUACAACCCUGGCAACACGACUGGUGAUGGGGGCUUGGUGGCUUUUUGCUUUGAUUGUCAUUUCCUCCUACACAGCAAACCUAGCUGCUUUCCUCACCAUCACGCGCAUUGAGAACUCUAUCCAGUCUCUCCAGGAUCUCUCAAGGCAGACGGAUAUUCCUUAUGGCACUGUCUUGGACUCUGCAGUCUAUGAACACGUUCGAGUGAAAGGGAUGAAUCCUUUUGAGAGGGACAGCAUGUAUUCCCAAAUGUGGCGGAUGAUUAACAGAAGUAACGGUUCAGAGAACAAUGUCUUGGAGUCGACUGCAGGCAUUCAGAAGGUGAAACAUGGGAACUAUGCCUUUGUAUGGGAUGCAGCAGUGCUGGAAUAUGUGGCUAUCAAUGAUGGAGACUGCUCUUUUUACACGGUUGGGAACACUGUGGCGGACAGAGGAUAUGGAAUUGCACUGCAGCAUGGCAGCCCCUACCGAGAUGUCUUCUCACAAAGGAUUCUGGAGCUGCAACAGAAUGGUGACAUGGACAUACUGAAGCAUAAGUGGUGGCCAAAGAAUGGUCAAUGUGAUUUUUACUCAUCUGUGGAUACCAAACAGAAAGGAGGUGCCCUGGACAUAAAAAGCUUUGCAGGUGUUUUCUGCAUUCUCGCCGCUGGGAUUGUCCUAUCUUGUUUCAUUGCAAUGUUGGAAACGUGGUGGAAUAAAAGGAAAGGCUCCCGGGUUCCAUCAAAAGAGGAUGACAAGGAAAUUGAUCUGGAACACCUCCACAGGCGCGUGAACAGUCUCUGCACAGAUGAUGACAGUCCCCAUAAACAGUUUUCCACAUCGUCGAUUGACUUGACCCCUCUGGACAUUGACACUUUGCCCACCCGUCAAGCACUGGAGCAAAUCAGUGACUUCAGAAACACUCACAUCACCACAACAACCUUCAUACCAGAACAGAUCCAGACGCUGAGCCGCACGCUGUCUGCCAAAGCUGCUUCUGGCUUCUCCUUCGGCAGCGUACCCGAGCACCGAACUGGCCCUUUUAGGCACAGGGCACCAAACGGAGGGUUUUUCAGAAGCCCCAUCAAAACAAUGUCAUCUAUCCCUUACCAACCAACUCCAACUCUGGGGCUGAACCUCGGCAGUGACCCAGACCGAGGCACCUCCAUAUGAGCAUCAGACCGAAUUUCUUCACUGUUUCUUUUCUAGGACUCCCUUCGCAAGGAGCGGCUGUAAUGUUGUGGGACUAACAUGGAUGUAACCUUUUUCUUUUCUUUUGUUUUUGUUUUUAAAAUUUGAUUUUUUAUUUUUCUUUAUUUAAGAAAAGAAUCAGGAUUAUUAGUAACAACUCUUCCUCUUCUCAGCUUUCUCAGUCUGGUCUCCUCUUUCCUUUCUCUCUUUAUUCUCUUUACUACUCGAGUCACUUAUUCUUUCAUUUAUCACCGCGUUAGGUUUUGGUUACUUCAGGCUUUUCAUAUACUUAAAUAUAGGAAAUGUGUAGUGAUUAAUGCAUAAGAAAACCCUGAGGAUUACUUUACAGAAGGGCAUUGGCUCCUCUUCCCCAACUGCCUUUUUUUACUAUACUUGCAAUAACUUAAAUCCUUUACAUCUAUUCUGCUGCGUGUGGUCAGUGCUCCACUGCUGUGUGUCCUUUUAACUGUGGACCAAAGGCAAACCCUGCAGUUUAAAAGACAGAAAGGGAAAAAAAAAAAAAAAAAAAAAGAAAAAAAAAAAGGCAAAAUGGAGAAAAAAGGGGAAAAAAAAAAGCAAAAUAAAUGAAGUUGAAAGACCAUUCAGGCCCCAUUAUAUGAGAAUGCAAUUUUGUAGGAUUACAAGAAGCCAUUACUAUGCCAGUAAAGACUACAGUUAAAUCUACUUUUGCACUGCAACAGUGCAUGUGACCUUUAUGUGAUUGUACAGUGUUAAAAGUUUUUCUUAUGUACAGUAAACUGUAUCAUAUGGCAGAAGCCUCUGUUGUGUUAAAUAAAUUAGUAUCUCAUACAUAUAUAUAUACAUAUAUACACACAAGUAUGUAUAUAUAUAUACAUGUAUAUAUAGCUAUAAAAUGGCAGCCGUUGCUACUGCAAUUCAUUUAAUAAAGCUUUAGUAAAAUGUGUUGUAUACAGGAAAGAUGUACAGUGCAGGGGUCUUUUCAUUUAGAAAAGACGGGUCGCUUUUAAUGUUAUUCUGACUUGCAUUGUUUGCCAACAGAGCAUAUUUUAUACUUUUUUAUUAGAACAUCCAGGACAAUUUGAAGUUUGUACCUAGAUGUAACUCAUUCAAUUAGGUUUUGCAUUGGCUGUUGAGCAUUCUAUAUGGCUAACCUUGAUAAUUUUACUUUUAAUUAAUUAGACAGAUGGAACACUCUCUUAGGUAUACCAUGCUCAUGAGCAACUAAUAUAGCUCUAGAGAAGUUUAAACAUAGAUCAAAGGUUAAUAAAUUAUUUUCCAAAUCGGUACAGCUGAUCAAUACGAUAAUGGUGUUUGUGGAGCAAAAGCCCUUGAGAAAUACUGAUGUGGCCUUAAUUAUUAUCACAUAUUGCUCGAAGGGGAAAACAGUAUAUGAACCGGCGCUCAUUUUAACCCUUUAUACGUUAAGUUAGAUUUAGAGGAGCUACAUACUUUAUAUAUUAGUGCCAACUGUGUAGAACAAGAGAAAGAACAGCAGUGAGAGCAGAACCAGUGCCCGUUUUGGCACCAGCUUUUUAAAGUAACGCUGUUACCUGUUAGAAAUGUAGGAAGAGCUUUCAAUUUGUAAUCCUUAAAGCUAAAGUUGAGGCUUAAGUAGAAAGCAAGCAGUUUAUCCCGUGAGGUUUUUUGGUUUGGUUAUGUUUUUAAUGCAACCAUACACUUAUUUUAAUCUAACUCAUUCUUUGGCUAGGAUUAAUAGGAAUCAACCUCUGUGAUUUGCUUUAGGAUAAAUUAAAAGGUAUAUUCUUCAGACCUAUUCUAUUUUGAUGCUAAUUCUGUUCUGGGGGAGCAUCUUGUACUGUCACUGUUUUUUGUACUAAAUCUUCAAAUAUUGUCUACUGUGUAAGGCAGAACAAAUUCUUAUCGUGCAAAAGGCCAUUUUGUUUUCGGGAUAGCAAGUGUCUAAAAGCAUGCACAACUUGCUUCUCCCUUGUAACAUUCAUGAACUCAUCCACACUUCUGAGGAAAAAAAAAAAAGAUAAAAAAAAUUAAUUUCUUUCCAACAAGCUAUGUAGGGACAUACCAGAUGUUGCAGUGAUUUUAGCUAUUAAAAAAGAAAUCUGUUAACCAUGUACGAUAUUUAAAAUAGGCCUAUUUUGAUGUGUUGCCUAUUAUACAGAUACACAAAACACUUUUUGGAGGCCUCAGUUAAAAGUGGCAGAGCUUUCUGUGUAUAAUUUGUC